This is a messenger RNA of Solea senegalensis (Senegalese sole), 3696 nucleotides long. RefSeq names its product SH2B adapter protein 2. The record is from RefSeq and is a predicted model, not a curated record. The transcript is spliced from 9 exons. Gene Ontology annotation, cellular component: plasma membrane. Lineage: Eukaryota; Metazoa; Chordata; Actinopteri; Pleuronectiformes; Soleidae. Gene Ontology annotation, molecular function: transmembrane receptor protein tyrosine kinase adaptor activity. The coding region runs from base 225 to 2327 and encodes 700 amino acids. Gene Ontology annotation, biological process: intracellular signal transduction; antigen receptor-mediated signaling pathway.
AGAGCGAGCGAGGGAGAGAGAGAGAGAGAGAGAACGAUGGACGCAGAGGAGAGCGGCGGUGCAGGCGCAUAAACCGGUGGAAAGGAGGGACAUCAGAUGAGGAGAAAAUAUGAUUCGCGAGCAUCUUCUUCUUCACAGCAAAGUCCAGCUCCUGUCAGAGACACCAGCGCCAUGAAACCAGUCCUGCAUUGAGCCUCUCCUCGGUGGGUUGGCAUGGCCCAGUUAUGAACGGAUCGGUGGUGCCUGGUAGCCCGGAGCUCUCCUCCUCGUGCCCACUGCCUGACUGGCGAGAGUUCUGUGAGCUCCACGCUCGAGCUUCUGCUGCAGACUUUGCCGACAAGUUCCAGCGCUUCCUCUUGGAGAACCCGUGCUACGACUCGCCCGGUGCAGAUGCCAGCUUCUCACAGCACUUUGCCCACCACUUCCUGGAGUGCUUCUCUGCAGCUCUGACCCAGGCCCGGGAGAACCAGGCGUCCUCACCGGGAGAGAACGGCUCCAACGCAGCACCCAAGUACAGCAUAGUUCCUUUUCUGGGAAUCCAGGGCUUCCCACUGUCCUACGGCCACGACCUCUACCAGAGGCGCAAGGACACUGGGGCUUCAAGUGAAUCCCUGGACAGUAUGGACAGUGGAGGGGGAGGGAUAGAGGGCGGAGGCAACGGUACUCCUGCCCCACGAGGCUCUCAGCAGACCCACAAGGUGUCUGCCCUUGGACAGUCUCGCAGCUCGGAGGACGUGUCGGUGAGUCACCCAAAGGCUCGCUUCAAGAAGGGCUUCUCUCUGAGGAACAUGAGCUUGUGUGUGGUGGACGGGGUAAAGGAGAUGUGGCACCGACGGGCCUCUCCUGAGCCUGAUGCUCCCCCAGGAGCCAGGAAGGCUAAUGGGGCAGUGGGAGGAGGAGGAGGGGGCGUAGGGGCAGGGACAGGGGGUGAGGCAGCAGGGGGAGAGAAGUGGUCCCAAAAACUGCGCCUUCCCAGAGGUUCCCAGGGCCACAAGGCAGAGAUGCUGGAAAUCCAGAGGGAAGGCGCUCUGAGGUACAUGGUGGCUGACGACACAAACUGUAUGGGUGCCGCACAAUGGCAGAAGUGCCGCCUGCUGCUAAGGAAGACGAGAAGAGAGGAAGGAGGCGAGAAGUUCCUGCUGGAGUUUUACGUACCACCUAAGUCCUCAAAGCCAAAAGUGAGCAUCCCUCUGUCAGCCAUCGUGGAGGUGAGGACCACCAUGCCACUGGAGAUGCCUGACAAGGACAACACCUUUGUUCUCAAGGUGGAAAAUGGGGGCGAGUACAUCCUGGAAACCAUUGACUCGCUGCAGAAGAACUCCUGGGUUGCUGACAUUCAGGACUGCACAGACCCGGGUGACAGUGGCGAUGACAUCGAGCUUGCGUCAUGUCCUCACGGCCAGGCCUCCAAAGACUGCUCUAUGGUGGCCUCCUGCAGCUGUGAGCUGCUGUCUGAGGGUGAGGGUGUUUAUCGUGCUCCAGAGAGGUCGUGUCCCUCAGCAGCAGAGCAUUACAGCGCCCCUUCAGUCCGUUGCAGGGAACCCCCCUUUACCCAACACCCAUCUCACAUGCCUCUAGAGCGCUUCCUUCAGUCUCCAGAGGCCCAGGCCUCCAACUCCUCUGCAGGUGGCAGUGAAGGAGCAAAAGACUCAGAUGGUGAUGCCAGUUUGGCAGGUUACCCAUGGUUCCAUGGGACACUGUCUCGAGUGCGUGCAGCUCAGCUGGUACUUGCAGGCGGCGCCAGGAGCCACGGCCUCUUUGUGAUCCGUCAGAGUGAGACACGGCCGGGCGAAUAUGUCCUUACCUUCAACUUCCAAGGCAAAGCCAAGCAUUUGCGCUUGUCAGUGAACGAGAGCGGCCAGUGCCACGUCCACCACUUGUGGUUCCACACUGUGUCGGACAUGUUGAGACACUUCCACGCCCACCCUAUCCCCCUCGAAUCUGGCGGCUCAGCUGACAUCACUUUGCGCUCCUAUGUGCAAGUGCAGAGGAGCACGACAACAGACGCGACGGUGCCUCCAGUCUCCACCCUGCCCAGAGAUACAGGCUGCCGGACAGAUUCAGCACAGCCAGCCCUCCACCCUCCUGGGAUCACAGUGCCUGCAGGGCCUCCCCCUGAUGCCCCACUCUCCUCGAGCACCUCCUCAUCUCCCACCACCCUUCCUUCUCUCUCCCGCAGUGACCCAGGUACAGGAGGAGGCUUACAGAGCCGGAGCAACAGCUCUGAGCGCCUGCUGGAGGCCUCUGCUGGGGCAUCCGAGGACUACCACGAUGCCGACGGCACCCGCAGAGCCCGAGCUGUGGAGAACCAGUAUUCUUUCUACUAAUCUGCACAGGGCAGGGUUCUCUCAUGUAUUUUCUCAAAUUGUGGGUGACAGAAAGAAAGUUGGAGGUGACACAUGAUGCUCUGCUGGUGAUGAAUCAGUGUUUCCUAUGUUUCGUUUUGUUUCAUGUUUCUCUAACAUGGGAAAGAGGGUGAGCUCAUGCCGAGCUGCGUGUCCAUGCUGAUAAAUCCCUUAGGCUCUUUGUUUCAAAUUCACUAGUGAGUAAACAGACGAUUAUGAGAAGGAGAUUAGACCAAGAUGUAGGGAGAUUAAGAUAAGAGAGCAAGAGGAAGUCAUCCAGUAAAAUCAUGUGGCUUUGAUUCACUUCUUCUAACCACUUCCUGUUCACCCUUGCCCACUGUUCCCUGACUGACUCUGAAGUCAGGGCCCCCUCCCCUCAAAGCUCCUUCGAGCUCCCGGGAGCAUCCCAUUAAUGUUUGUAGAGCUGCUUUGGGUCUGUCCCGGAUAUCCUCACUGACCCUGUGGGGCUUCUUCCCUACAAAGUCCCGCUGUACACUAACAUCAGUGCUACAAUCAUGGGUGUGUUAGUCUUAGCGCUGAGGUGUUUUACUUUAACGUGUACAGCCUAAAGGGUCUUAGUGCCUGACAGUUACCUUGGACUUGAACAGACUGUUGCCUAUAGUGAUGAGGCAGAUGAUUCACAACAGCCCAUCAGAUAAAUGCAGGUGAUCAUUUUACCGUUGGUUUCUGCUUCAAACAUACUGAACAUGCACGUCUCUGCAUACGGUUAAAGGUUUUCGUUCUCACUGUUCUGUUGGAAGCUGCAGCGCGGACACACACACUCACAGAGGUGGUCAUAUGUCGUCUUACAAAUCAGUUUGGAAAAUGAACACACAUGUCUGCACAUGGCUGGGUGGCUCUCGUCGUGCCAUCAUACUGAGGUUAUUUCUAUGAGUGUGUGUGUGGAGUCCAAAUGUUUUUCAGUGAUUGGUGUGCUACUGUAGUGUUUCCAGAACAUGGAUGUCAGGGUCCCUGCUCAUCAUACCUGUAGAUUAGAUACGCUGUUAUAUAGGAGUUCAGUAAUGCCUUGACGAUAUUAUUAUACCAACUCCAGCAGAGGGAGGGAAUAGCAGUAGCAUGGCAGUAUUAUGUGCUGAUUGUGUAGCCUGCAGGUGGCCGUGUGGGUGAACUGGUAUAGUGCAGUUUGUUAAAUAAAGGGUACUAGGUGGCCAUGCUUGAAUAGAAAAUCGUAUUUUGUGCCCAAACAAUACUGACAUUAGUAACUAAAAGUUUCAGUGUGUUGACACUUGCUAAUUUUUCAUUUUAUCAGCCCUGCCCAGCACUCUGUCUUUAUUAAUUAUUUUGAACGUGUGCAUUUGCACACUUUCUGUUUACAACACUGAAAACACUC